Vollenhovia emeryi is the source of this 1773-nucleotide messenger RNA. RefSeq lists its product as uncharacterized. NCBI's taxonomy places the organism in Eukaryota, Metazoa, Arthropoda, Insecta, Hymenoptera, Formicidae. The coding region runs from base 1 to 1773 and encodes 590 amino acids. The transcript is spliced from 2 exons. The record is from RefSeq and is a predicted model, not a curated record.
AUGGGGCGGGAAGAACGCGAGCCGGGCGGCAUCAUGCUCACAAUAUUUACGGGCAAGUAUGAUAACCGGGAAGGCGAUAGAAAGCGCCGAGAACGAUCCACCGAGCGAUCGGCAGAAAGCGCCGAGAACGUUCCACCGAGGGAAUUUUUGGCACUUCCAGUUCCGCGUAGGAUCACUGAAGUGCGUAAGCGAAAACUUUGCGGCAAUUGCCUAAGAUGCAGUACCCACGCGGCCAAUCAAUGCACAUCGGGGACUUGCAAAACGUGUGCUGCCAAGCAUAAUUCUCUCUUUCACGUGGCAAAUGGCUCGGAGCCUGACGAUUCCAAUGCAAGUAAGGAAGUUACUGAAGCCAAGGCUUCUUCCGCGAUAGUCACACACACGUUGAAUCAUUCGAGAGAUAAUCACAUUAUGUUAUCAACCACGGUCGUAAACGUUAAUGACAAUCAGGGCACGCCGGUCAGGUGUCGUGUUUUAUUAGACUGCGGUUCCCAAGCCAACUUUAUAUCUAAAGGAUUAUUAAACGUUCUUGGUUUAAGGUCUCAGAAUCAAAGCGUAGCUAUUUCCAGGGUCAACGGAUCCUGCACUAGCUCAUCUCAAGUGGUCGAUUUGAGGAUACAUUCCGUGAUUAAUUCGUACUUCGCUGACAUUACUUGCAUUGUAACCGAUCAAGUCACAAAUAAAUUACCCGCGUUCAACUUGAAACGUGAUAGAUUCGAUAUUCCUCGAAAUAUCACUCUAGCCGAUCCCAAUUUCCACAAGCCCGCGGACAUAGACAUCCUGCUCGGUGCCGCGUUGUUUUGGGAGUUGUUAUGCGUCGAUCAAAUUCAAGCUUCCCACAAACAUCCUACGUUACAGAAAACUCGCUUGGGAUGGAUAUUAGCGGGUCGCUUAAACAAUUCCUCAACGUCAGCUAAACGCGUCCAUGCAUUGCACGCGCGCAUAUCUAACGCGCAGUUGCACGAGCAAUUAGGCCACUUUUGGCAGCAAGAAGAAGCCGCGAGCGAGACAACUCCUUUUACUGCCGAGGAAUCUUACUGCGAAAAACAAUUUUUGGAGACUGUAUCUCGGACACCACAGGGCCGAUUUAUAGUGCAGCUUCCGCUCAAGGAAAAUCUCGCUAACGGUUUAGGAGAAUCGAAAGAAAUCGCUCUAAGGCGACUAUUGAAUCUCGAGAAACGUUUCAACCGCGAUUCACUUUUGAAGGGGCGAUACGAAGAAUUCUUGCGCGAAUACGAGUCCCUGAAUCACAUGAGAAAAUUAGACGUCUCACCAAGCGAGGGUUCAACGCUGUUCUACUUACCCCACCAUGGCGUAUAUAAAAAUUCCGACAAAUCAGACAAGCUCCGGGUCGUCUUUGAUGCAUCCUGUAAGACCCGCUCGGGUUUGUCACUCAACGACAUCUUGAUGGUGGGACCUGUCGUUCAACAAGACUUGGCCUCAAUCCUGAUGCGCUUCCGAACGUUUGCCUACGUUUUUACUGCCGACAUAGUAAAUGUACAGGCAAAAUUGGUAACCCCAUCACAGACGCAUCUACAAAGAAUUUUAUGGAGAGACAACACCAACUCGGACGUAAAUACAUACGAGUUACUAACCGUCACUUACGGCACAUCCUCUGCUUCCUUUUUAGCAACCAGAUGUCUAAAGCACUUGGCUGAAUUGUACAGAACGGAAUUCCCGGUGGGAUCUAGGCACGUCGAACGCGACUUUUACGUGGACGAUCUCCUCACCGGGGCGGAUACAUCGAAGAGGCUAAACGAAUACGGGACGAAAUAG